AUGGUAAAGCAAGCCGAGGGGGUCACCAAGAAAAUCGUAAAUCUAACCAAAAGUAUUGAGGCCAUUACGACGAGAGGAUGGGAUGGUGAACAGGGGGAAAGAAAAACUGUGCUGCGAUUGAAGAGUAUCGUCGACAAGGACAAGUUUGAAGAACUGCUUCGUAAGGCAAAUGAGGUUUUGAGGGAGACAGAAAACGAGGUGCCUACAAAAGAUGCUGUGUCUAAAAUUGACGAGGCGGAGCACUUAAAGCUCAUGUGCACGGGCAUCCGUAAAGAAGUAGACUACACUUUAAAUGCCCUUAAGGAAGCCAUUAAAUCUUACGAUUAUCUCGAUGUAAAUUAUUCUGGUAACGCAUUGGCGAUGGAAGUUAAGAAUGCGGGGGAGGAAAUUCGCGACGUAUUGCAGAACGUCACGAAUGUGCUUGGUAAUGUGACGGUGCAAAACAGAUUUUCAGUUGGGGAAGCCAAGGGCCGGCUAGAGGCUUGGAAAAAGGCGUACGCAGAACUAAAGCUUGUUGGGGAAAUGCAUGAGGUGAAGGUAAUGCUUCCGGAAGAGGUGAAAAGUUUCGUGGAGGGAAAGCGGGUGGAACUUGAAGCAUUAAAAAGCAAGGUCGAAGGUCCAAAGAAGGUGUUUGAUAACCGUACCGACAGGAAGAAUAAGGAAACGGAAGCUAGAAGGAACACAACCAUCGAGGAGGUCGACAAAAGGUUGAAAGAAGCAAACGCUGCAGAACUGCUACUUAUGGAGGAGGAAAAGAAAAAGAUUGCCGAGGACGACAAGAGGAGGGCCGAAGAAGAAAGAAGAAGGGUUGAAGAAGAAAAAGCAAGAUUGGCUGCAGAAGAGAAAAGAAUGCUGGACGAAGAAAAGGCAAAGAUGGAAGAGAAGAAAAGGGUUGCAGAAGAGGCUGAAAGGAAAAAGGCUGCGGAUAAGGCGAGACUUGCCAAGGAAGAGCAGGAAAGAAGUGCCAAACAAGAAGAAGCAAAAAGGGCAAAGGAAGAAGAGGCGAAACGGGCAGCAGAAAAGGCCAAAAAAAAGAAAGAUGGCAGCAGCAGACCUGCAUUGGUGCUCAGUUCAUUGGUGCCUCUUCUGUUGUUUGUGCUGGGUUGCACUCUCGUGUGCUGA
Molecule: messenger RNA, 1122 nt
Organism: Trypanosoma theileri
Lineage: Eukaryota; Euglenozoa; Kinetoplastea; Trypanosomatida; Trypanosomatidae
Exons: 1
Coding region: 1-1122 (373 amino acids)
Source: RefSeq, a predicted model, not a curated record